CUGUUUUCGAGAACUUUACAUUUCUCAAAUAAAUCUCCAUGUUUGGCGCAUUCAAGGCAUCCUUUGUAGCCCAGGGUGGUCUUCUUUGGAAGAACCCUUUCCGCAUGUCAACUACGCGUAAGGCAAAUGUUCGCAAGAGAUUGAGAGAUGUUGAUCAGGUCAUUGCCACCGUUGCUGAGUCUGGUGUACGUUGCAAGGCUUUGGAUGAGGCUCUUGCUUUGCCAAAAGAGUGUGAAAUGAGCCCUAGAGACAAAUACACUGUCUUUAGCCGCACUGCUGCUGGUCACCGCAAAUCUCUCCACAAGGUGCCCAAAUUCACCAAGAAGACCGUUCGUACAAGCCCACCUGGUUUCUAAAAAAAAGAGAAAGAACAAGAAGAAGAAAAAGAACAAGAAGAAGAAGAAAAACAAUUCCCUUUGCCUCCUCCUUUCACUUUUUCUUUUUCUUUUAGAAGAAAGAAGAAUGACAAUGCCCCAUGUCGAUAUCUGUAUAUACAUAGAGCAAUACAUUUUAACCGAACUUGCUCCAAUAUUACUACUACCAUUAUGUAUUUAUUUAUUU
Molecule: messenger RNA, 561 nt
Organism: Phycomyces blakesleeanus NRRL 1555(-)
Lineage: Eukaryota; Fungi; Mucoromycota; Mucoromycetes; Mucorales; Phycomycetaceae
Exons: 2
Coding region: 39-356 (105 amino acids)
Cellular component (GO): mitochondrial large ribosomal subunit
Molecular function (GO): structural constituent of ribosome
Source: RefSeq, a predicted model, not a curated record